Molecule: messenger RNA, 2019 nt
Organism: Orycteropus afer afer
Lineage: Eukaryota; Metazoa; Chordata; Mammalia; Tubulidentata; Orycteropodidae
Source: RefSeq, a predicted model, not a curated record
AUGGUCCCUGCCUGGCUGUGGCUGCUCUGCUUCUCUGUCCCCCAGGUUCUUCUCGAGGGCCAGCCUGCAGAGCUGCAUGUGGAAGUCCCGGAAAACUAUGGUGGAAAUUUCCCUUUGUACCUGACCAAGCUGCCAUUGCCACGUGAGAAGACCGAGGGCCAGAUCGUGUUGUCUGAGAACUCAAACGUCAUGGCUGAGGGCCCCUUUGCUGUGGAUCCAGAGUCUGGCUUCCUGCUGGUGACCAGGGCCCUGGACCGAGAGGAGCAGGCAGAGUACAGGCUGCAGGUGACCCUGCAGACCGAGGAUGGACGUGUCCUAUGGGGUCCACACUCUGUGUUUGUACGUGUGAAGGACGAGAAUGACCAGGUGCCCCAUUUCUCCCAGGCCAUCUACAGAGCUAAGCUGAGCCAGGGCACCAGGCCUGGCAUUCCCUUCCUGUUCCUUGAGGCUUCUGAUGGAGACAAGCCAGGCACAGCCAACUCGGAUCUACGAUUCCACAUCUUGAGCCAGGCUCCAGCCCAGCCUUCCCCAAACAUGUUCCAACUGGAGCCCCAGCUAGGGGCUCUGGCCCUCAGCCCCGAGGGCACAGAAGUGACUAUGCUGUCAGCAGAGGAUGCAGAUGCCCCUGGUUCCCCUAAUGCCCAUAUUGUGUAUCGGUUGCUUAGCCCUGAGCCUGAUGAAGGGGCAGAGGGGAGAGCCUUUGAGCUGGACCCCACAUCGGGCAGUGUGACACUGGGGGCCACCCCACUCCACGCUGGCCAGAACAUCCUGCUUCAGGUGCUGGCCACUGACCUGGCAGGAGCAGAGGGUGGCCUCAGCAGCACGUGUGAGGUCACUGUCUUGAUCCUAGACAUCAAUGACCAUGCCCCUAAGUUCACCACCUCCCAGAUUGGGCCCAUAAGGCUCCCUGAGGAUGCAGAGCCCGGGACUCUGGUGGCCACACUCACAGCCACUGAUGCCGACAUUGAGCCUGCCUUCCGCCUCAUGGACUUUGCCAUUGAGGCAGGGGAUAUAGAUGGGACCUUCAGUCUGGAUUGGGAGCCAGACACUGGUCAUGCCCAACUCUGGCUCCACAAGAACCUCAGCUAUGAGGCAGCUCCAAGCUACAAGUUGGUGGUAGUGGCGCACAGCGUGGUGAAUCUGGUGGGGCCAGACCCAGGUCCAGGAUCCACAGCCACAGUGACUGUGCUAGUGGAGAGAGUGCUACUACCUCCCAAGCUGGACCAGGAGAUCUAUGAGGCCAGCGUCCCAGUCAAUACCCAACCCGGCUCCCUCCUGCUGACCAUCCAGCCCUCAGACCCCAAGAGCAGCCCCCUCAGGUUCUCUCUGGACAAUGACACAGAGGGCUGGCUCUGCAUUGGCGAGAGCUCUGGGGAGGUGUACACAGCCCGGGCCCUGCAGGGCGCCCAGCCUGGGGCCGUGUACAUGGUGCCCGUGAUGGUGCAGGACGCAGAGGAGCCAGGACUGAACUCCUCUGUGACCCUAGUGCUCCACUUCCUGGAGGCCCCACCAGUUCCAGCUCUGCCUCCAGCCCCCGUGCCUGCCCGACACCUCUGCACACCCCGCCAGGGCCACGGCAUCGUCAUUAGUGGUGCCAGUGGAGACCCUGACCUGGCCAGUGGGGAGGGUCCCUACAGCUUUGCCCUUGGCCCCAACCCCACAGUGCAGCGAGACUGGCACCUCCAGGCCCUCAACGGCUCCCACGCCUACCUCACCCUGGGCCUGCACUGGGUGGAACCACAGGAACACAUAGUCCCAGUGGCUGUCAGCCACAAUGACCAGAUGUGGCAGCUCCUUGUCCGAGUGGUCGUGUGUCGGUGCAACGUGGAGGGGCAAUGCCUGCGCAAAGUGGGCCGCAUGAAGGGCAUGCCCACGAAGCUGUCGGCAGUGGGCAUCCUCGUGGGAACGCUGGCAGCAAUAGGCUUCUUUCUCAUCCUCAUCUUCACCCACUUGGCUCUGUCGAGGAAGAAAGACCUGGAUCAGCCAGUGGACAGUGUGCCCCUGAAGGCGGCAGUGUGA